CAAAACAUCAAAAACAUUAAAAUCGACAGGUUGUUCCAGUAAUUACGUAUCAGCAAAUUAAAUCUUAAAACUAUUAAUUGCAACCAUACUAUGCAGUAUCCAUCUGAAUUUGAUACCGUUAAACUUCACAUUACCUCAAAACUGGCAGCAAUUAGCAAGAAUCAAAUUAGCAGUAUCUUAGCAGUUCCACUGUUAUGAUGUGGGCGCUUAAGUAAAUAUUUGUAUCUCUUUCACAUUCAAGUGAGUUUCGGGUUUAUGUUAACUUGCUUUAAAAAAGCUACAUUCAGGUGUCAAUUUUCUCAAAAUUACGUCACUUCCCUUUGUAAGCCGAAACUCUACAACAGUUUGUAGUAGUAGUCGCCGAAGUAGUUGGACGGGGUGACUUCUUAACUAAGUUUUAAAAGUUUUGCACCGGUGUGAUUUCGCCUGUUUUAAAUCCAUUGCGGAAUAAAAGCCUCAAUCUCAAAAACAAGAACAUAGCAGCAAUAAAACACAAAUAUAUGCAUUUUAUAUUUUUCUGCUUGUCUGAACGCUACAGGUAACUGCAAAAAAUAGGGCAUCCCUGUGCUCUUAACGUGUGUUAGGGACGGCAAAGCAUAUUUCGGAAUCAGGUAUGUGCAGCGUAAUCUCGAGGAAUAAAGAAGCAUUUAAAAAAAACUGUAAGAAAUGAAUCGGGUUAAGAUUUUUGAACCUUGGAGGUUCGCUUUACUGUGAAGCUUCAGCAAGGAAGAUUUUUUUUUGAUCGUUUCUUGAAGAAAUGAGCGAAGAAGAUGGGAUUGUGUUUGGGUUCUGAGAUGACAGAGGAGGAAAAGAGAGCCAGGAUUCACAGUGACAAAAUCGACCGAGAUCUCUAUGAGUAUGCUAAGCAAGAAAUGAACGUGGUUAAAAUUCUGAUGCUGGGAGCUGCUGAGAGUGGGAAGAGCACCCUGGUGAAACAGAUGAAGAUCAUCCACAGCCAUGGGUUCACAAGGAAGGAGCUCAUUAGCUUUAAGCCUGCUGUGCUGGAUAACCUGCUGACAUCCAUGAAGUUUGUUCUGCACGGAAUGGGCGUCUUAAGGAUCAAUUUGGCGAGCAGUAAGAACAAGGUCCACGCUCACUCGGUGCUGUCCUGCGGGCGCUGCUUCGACGAGGACCAGGUGCUGUUCCCCUUCGUGAGUCACGCCCUGCGCUGCCUGUGGGCCGACCAGGGCGUGCGCGUCGCGGCUGCUCGCGGCUACGAGUACGAGCUGAAUGAUUCGGCCAUGUAUUUCUUUGACAACAUGAAUCGGAUCAUUGCCCCCGAGUACAUACCCACUGAGACAGAUGUGCUGAGAGUGCGGCUUCGGACUACAGGCGUGAUUGAGACCCAAUUCAAAGUGAAUCAUCUGGUUUUCCGGAUGUAUGACGUGGGAGGGCAGCGGACAGAGAGGAGGAAGUGGAUCAGCUGUUUUGAGGAUGUCAGGGCGGUGCUGUUCGUGGUGUCCCUCAGUGGCUAUGACAUGACUCUGGUGGAAGACUCCUCCAUGAAUCGUCUUCAAGAAAGCCUGAAGCUUUUUUCUUCGAUCUGCAAUAACGUGUUCUUCAAAAGUACAUCAAUGAUUUUGUUUCUGAACAAAAUCGAUCUUUUUCAAGAAAAGAUUUUACACUCUGGGAGACACUUGAGACUGUACCUCCCACAAUACAGAGGUGCUGACUGUGAUGUCGACUCAGCUGCUCGAUACCUUGCCAGCAUGUUCCUCUCACUCAAUAAGACCCCCAGCAAACUCAUCUACCACCACUUCACCACCGCGACAGACACGUCCAAUGUGCAAAUUGUCUUUCAGGUCGUCAUGGACACCAUCAUCAAGGAGAACCUGGAAGCUGUGUCAUUGCUUUGAGAGGAAAGCUCCGUCUUUUUCGAAUGAGAACUGAGCUGAGAACGUUGGAUUGCAAUUAUGCUUCUGCGUUCUUGCCUGAAGCCACUUUUAAAUUGAAGUUAAAUGCGUCUCGGACAAGAGCUUCGUAGCUUAACUGUCUUGUUUUUAAAGGAGCUGCAUCAGGCAGAUUUGUUUUUCUAAGAACUGCAGUAUUUGUACCUUGUAUAUUUAUUUUCUAAUCUCUGGAGUUCUUCGCAUUUUCAUGAUGCAUCAAAACCUUAAUGCAGCGACUGCUUCAGUUUAAAUAGUUUUUCUCUGCUUGCUACAGGGAUGUAGCAACAUCCCCUUCGUCCACUGCUUGCCAAGCAUGCUUCCUGUACCUGUCCUGAAGUAACUAACAGAUCACGCAACACUUGUUUUGAGAAGACGGAACCUUUUAAAGAGCAAUGGGCAGGCUGAGGCUGUCAUCAGGUCUGUUGCUGCUUCCACAGAAUGGAGGGUGAAAUAAUAAACUGCAGACAUGCUCAGAGGUUUUGUCCAAGAAGCUGAGUAGCAGAAUGACAGAAAGCUAGAGUGUGUUUGGAUAUUUAUUUGUAAACCAGAUUUACUGUUGCCUCCAGAGCUUUACCCAUGCAUAUGCAUCACCUUUGUGCACCUUAUAAAUCAGUAGAUCUGUCCCAAGUCAGGCUCUUGUCUGUCACGGGGAUAAUUGCACCUUUAUCUUGCUGAGAAAAAUGCCCUUAUUUACUGUAAUAAAUCCAUGAACACUGCCAUCCUUCCCAAGUAAUUAAAGAGCUGCAUUGCCUCA
Lepisosteus oculatus (spotted gar) is the source of this 2643-nucleotide messenger RNA. RefSeq names its product guanine nucleotide binding protein (G protein) alpha v1 (gene gnav1). Gene Ontology annotation, biological process: adenylate cyclase-modulating G protein-coupled receptor signaling pathway. NCBI's taxonomy places the organism in Eukaryota, Metazoa, Chordata, Actinopteri, Semionotiformes, Lepisosteidae. The record is from RefSeq and is a predicted model, not a curated record. Gene Ontology annotation, cellular component: heterotrimeric G-protein complex. Gene Ontology annotation, molecular function: GTPase activity; guanyl nucleotide binding; G-protein beta/gamma-subunit complex binding.